GCGCUGCGCGGGCGCCGCCAUCGCCGCCGCCCGGCGUUGGGUGGCUGCGCGGGGCCGAGCAGGGCCGGCUGCGGCGCGGCCUCCGUGGCACGGGGCAGGGGCCCGGGGCUGGGCUGGGCUGGGCUGGGGCUGGGCGGCUGCCGGCGGCGCCAUGGGGAAGCGGGACAACCGCGUGGCUUAUAUGAAUCCCAUAGCUAUGGCCAGAGCACGAGGUCCGGCCCAAAAUUCAGGACCAACAAUACAAGACUACUUGAACAGGCCAAGACCAACAUGGGAAGAAGUGAAAGAACAACUAGAAAAGAAAAAGAAAGGAUCCAGGGCUUUGGCUGAGUUUGAAGAAAAGAUGAACGAGAAUUGGAAGAAAGAACUGGAAAAACACAGGGAGAAAUUACUGGGUGGAAAUGAGAGUUCCUCCAAAAAGAAGGAGAAAAAGAAAAAGGAAAAGAAGAAAUCUAGUAGGUUGUCUUCAUCUUCCUCUUCUUCAUCAAGUUCUGAUUCUUCCAGCAGUGAAUCUGAUUCAGAAGAUGAGGAUAAGAAGCAAGGGAAGAAAAAAAGGAAGAAGAAGUAUCGCUCCUCACGGAAAUCUUCAACAAGCUCAACUUCUGAAUCUGAGUCAGACAGCAAGGACAGCACAAAAAAGAAGAGAUCAAAGGAAGAUCAUGAAAAAGAGAAGGAUGGCAAAAAUCACCACAGAAAAAGGAAGAAGGCAGAUCGUGGUGACGGACCUUUAUCAUCAGAAUCCUUAUCAGAAUCAGAUCAGACAGAGGAGGUGCAAGCAAAAAAGAAGAAAAGCAAUGAAGAAAAAGAGAAAGCAACAGAUAAAGCAAAAAAGAGAAAGAAGCACAAGAAGCAUGGUAAAAAGAAGAAAAAGAAGGUUGCUGGUUCAAAUUCAGAUUCAGAGUAGUAUUUAAAAAGCAAGACUAUCAACAGAAGUGCAAUGACUAAAGGAAACUUAAACUGUGAAAUGAUGACAAACUUUACCAAACUGCAUGAGUUUUCCUGUGUUCUAGAAAUAUUCCUAAUCUUUCAGUAGCCAGCCAGAUGCAGCUGUGCUGGGGAAGACCAUUGUUAUUGCCUGCUGCUUAAUACAUGAGGUACAACUUUUAUAAAAUUCCAAUAAGCAGUAUUAGAUGUUUGAAACAAUAUGAGGUGGUAGUCCAGCUGAGAUGUAAAAUAUUGGAAAGUAAGAGUUAAACUUUUUAGAUACUGAAAGUAGUGUUUUAAAGCAUUAGUAAUAGUCUUUAUUUGUAAAUCAGGACAAAUAAAAUCCCAAGUUCAUCUUGUAGGUUUAUAUUAUACAUAAACAAUUACAAGCUGGUGUCUGCGAAUGGCAUUUACAAAAUGGAAAAUUAAUGAUAACAUUUAAAAUGCUGCCUUUGUAGCAAUGUUUAUCAUCUGCCCCAUUACCAUCUUUAUGCUUUUGAGAAAGGGAAUGCUACCGUUUCGGCUAACUGAAUAGGGUGCCUUUGCCUUUGAUCCUUGCAAAUCUCUGCUGUUUUUAAUCCAUGCAGCAUCUCUGAUCCUAGGGAGAGCAGAACUAUUGUCAGCAGUUCUGGGCUUCUGAGCAUGUGCUUCUGCAUUAAGCAAGAGCAAUGACAUUUUGCAGUAUAACUGACAUUCAAAGCCAGAAGACUUUACCUCUGCUUCUUUGCAAUAGCGAUAGAUCUGUGCUAGUAAAUAUGCAUAUUUCAUUUAAUGUAAUUUUGGUUUAGUUGAACACUUCUUGCAAACACUGGUAGCUUUUUUCCUUUGCAUUAUCUUUAGAGUUGUUUUGCAUGAUUUGUACCUUUUUUUAAAUUAAUGAAAAUGCAGGUAAUCAUUUGUUGUAACCAGUUUAUGAAUUAUGUUCCACAAGCAGAGUUUCAUGUAUGUAUUUAGUUAUAGUUAAGUUCAUUGCUGUGUUUAAGUGCACACUUGCUGAAGAUAUUUAGCAUGUAAAAAGCAGGGUUUUGAUACCAUAACAGCUUCAUAUUGAAGCUGAUUUUACUCUAAGCAAGUUCAGUGGCAGACCUGUUAUGUGAUGCAUCUUGUUAAGAUUAAAAACAAAAAAUACUGCCAGAAUCUCAUUAAAGAUACUGUUUAAACAGUUUGUAUUUAUAUUUUUGUACUUGAGGGCUACAGAAUGUUGACCUAAAUCAUAAAGCUGUUUUACUUUAAAUUAGUUGCUUUAGAAAUUGAAAACACGCUUUUAUAAAUUAAAUGUGCACGCAUGAAAACACAAGCAACCAUUUGAUUUUAGUUUUUACAUGAAAUUCUCAUUAUUAGCUUCCACAAGUACCCAUUGCUGGGCCUGCUCUUAGUCUUUAACAACUGCCCACCUAUCCUGGAUGGUCAACUAGAGAUUAUUUUAAUGGUCCACUGCACAGGUGCUAACUUUUAACUUACCUCUGUUGCAUACAAUGUUUCAAAUAUUUUAUUGCCAAGAAUUUCAAGACCUUUGUUAAUGGAUAAUUAGUCUGCAAAUCAUAACUAAGAACUGGGGGAGAAAGAUGAUUUAGCAUUGUCAUUCAACAGUGAAAUUGACUUUUCUAGUAAGUUCUUAGAAAAAUACAAGUCUUGAAUUGCAGCAGUGUCCUUCUAAAAUAUGCUAAAUAUUUUGAUCAAGUAUUUUAUACUGCUGGGUUUGAUGCUACUGAUUCUAGACCCUGUUUUGUCAGUGAGGUUAAAAUAAAGGCAGUGAAUAGUAGGGGGUUGGUUUGCAGUUUUUAUUUUGUUUUUGUUUUAAGUUGUGAUGUUGCAGUUUUGGUAAAAGAACUUGUAAUGAACCAUAUCAUAAAU
Messenger RNA from Cygnus atratus (black swan), 2778 nucleotides. It is a transcript of the gene FAM133B, whose product is annotated as family with sequence similarity 133 member B. The coding region runs from base 152 to 904 and encodes 250 amino acids. The record is from RefSeq and is a predicted model, not a curated record. The transcript is spliced from 11 exons. Lineage: Eukaryota; Metazoa; Chordata; Aves; Anseriformes; Anatidae.